CUAACUAGUCCUACAGUAUUUGCACUACAUUCAAACUUUUUACACCAAAAUGACCGGCUAGUUCCAGACAUUAUUGCUUGUAUUCAGAUUUUUGAAAUAUUAAAAACUUUUUGAAAUAUUCAACUUUUUUGUGGUCACACCAUAGAAGGUCAUGCAGGGAAGUUUCGUGGGACGUUUCGUGGAACGCUGUAGGACGCAUGCGCAGGUGUUCACGGUCUAUGAGUAGGAUGCACUUCCAACGGCACGAGAUUUUUAAGCACAGCUUUAUCGCCUACGCUAACAUGUUAGCGUUUUGCCUACUUUAGUUAACCUACGGAUGCUAUCCUGCACGCAUGAGUAGGAGCUAAUGGCACACAGCUACAACCACCGGUACAGAUGUAUGGACACACGGACGCUACAACGACCGAUGCAGAUGUAUGGACACACGGAGGAUAACAAAUAACGUUACAGAGUACAGUAGCUGUCUACAGGGCCCACCCGGCACCCCCGGCCGGGACGGGAACCCAGGUGUGAACGGUAUCCCUGGGACCCCGGGCAUCCCGGGCCGUGAUGGGCUGAAAGGGGAGAAGGGGGAAUGCGCCACAGAGAAUGUCCAGGAGCACUGGAAACCCAACUUCAAGCAGUGCGCCUGGAACUCCCUCAACUAUGGCAUCGACAUGGGCAAAAUCGCUGACUGCACCUUCACUAAGCUGCGCUCGGACAGCGCCCUGCGGGUGCUCUUCAGCGGCUCCCUCAGGCUCAAGUGCAAGACGGCCUGCUGCCAGCGCUGGUACUUCACCUUCAACGGGGCCGAGUGCACGGGGCCCCUCCCCAUCGAGUCCAUCAUCUACUUGGACCACGGCAGCCCCGGCUUCAACUCCACCAUCAACAUCCACCGCACCUCCGCAGUUGAAGGUCUGUGUGAAGGGAUCCCUGCCGGUCUGGUGGACGUUGGCAUAUGGGUGGGCACGUGCGCCGACUACCCCCGAGGGGACGCUUCUACUGGCUGGAACUCCGUGUCCCGGGUCAUCAUCGAGGAGUUAGUGAAAUGAGGCCUUCCUUUUCCAUACCCCAGCCAACAUGGGGCCCCCCAUAUUUUUACACAUUGUAAUUCACUUCAUGCUAGCACCCCUGACUGAAUCAGGUGACACUAUAUAUUCAAGGGCAAGCUUCUCUUCUAAUGUUCUUCAAGUGCUAAAAGGUUAUGGUUUAAAUAUUGAAUUUCACCUGAGGACCGAGACUCUUGUCACAGAAGGAGACAUUAUUACUAAAGUAUAAUCUGUGAUUGCUAUGUCAAGUUUGAGGAGGUUCGGUUCUACCUAGAGCGCAGAAAAACACAAUUUGCUUGGAAUUUAUAAUUUACUUUCAAUUAACUGGCAAAAUUUAUUUGAUCUUACCCACUGCCAUUUUAGGUAUUUUCCAAUGCCAGUUGUCUAUAAUAUUUUUAUUUAUCAAUGUUCAUAAAUUCUAAUAAAAAUCACUUUUUAUAUCGACAA
Messenger RNA from Anguilla rostrata (American eel), 1475 nucleotides. RefSeq names its product collagen triple helix repeat-containing protein 1-like. The record is from RefSeq and is a predicted model, not a curated record. The transcript has 4 exons. The coding region runs from base 417 to 1031 and encodes 204 amino acids. Lineage: Eukaryota; Metazoa; Chordata; Actinopteri; Anguilliformes; Anguillidae.